UUAACUUUGAAUAAUUAAAAAAAAAUUAUCGGAUAUUUUCAUUCGCUUGUUGAAAGUUUUUCGAAGGUGUUUAGUUAUCUUUAUACAAAUAUUUGAAAUUGAGCAUCUUUUUUGCAAUGUUUUACAAUUUAAAUAAUUCAAAAGACUUAUGUAACCAAAAAAAACUUAUUUUAAAUAGAUACUAUAGAAACGACAUAAUUUAAAUUCGAAAAAGACGCGAAAGUGUCGUCUUUCAUUGCUCAUAUUGGGCUGACAUUAGUGGUCGCUUUAAGCUUGGAUGAAUUCCCACAACAAGUCAAAUUCAAAAUCGGUGACAUCAGACACUUUGGUUUCAAAUGAAUAGAUCGCGCAUAUGAGCUGAAAAUAAGCACAUCGCACAAAACUGUGCGAAAGAAAAAAGAACAGAAGAAAAGAUACAAGUGAUAGAGAGGGUGAAAAUAAAAAAAAUGUAACUAGCGUGUGCAAUAAUAAUUUCCCCUAAACUACAAAAUUUUAGUGCAUCCGUAUUACCGUUGGAAAGCCAUUGGAAAUUGAAGUCAUAAACUAAGCACAAUAAUGUGAUUGUCGCAAUAAGUCAUAAACAUUUUCCUCAAAAUAAACCUAGUCAUUUGUCAAUUUAUUGUUGAUUUUUCCAAAAUCUUGUAAAAGCUGUUUCGUUUCCAAAAUAUACGCGAAGUAUGCAACAUUUCGUUUAAAAUUGAAUUUAUGUUGAAUCAGUAAUCUAUUGCCAUAUAGCGCUAUAGAGAGAAAUAUUGUAAAUUUGAGUGGAAAAAAAGAAAGGAAAGAGGUAGCUAUAAAAAAUAUAAAGAAAUAUCUAUACCUAUAGCACAUUUUGAACAGAAGUUAUGAUUUAAAUAUUUUGUGUCACUACAUUGUUAUCUAUAACCAAAAGAGCACCAAAGAGUUGUGAAAUGCCAAAUAAGUUCCACUGCAAAAGAUGUUCGCUAUUCUCAAGAAAAAACCAUUUGCGAUUAUUUUUCUGCUGUCAUGUUUCCAUAACACUUACGUUGAAGCAAAAAAAAAUUAUACAUUGAGACCAAGGGUGGUUCUACCAGACAGUUAUGUUAAAGAAGUGCGUCCGCCAAAUAAAAAGGGAUUGCCCGUUGUUGUUAAGUUUAGCGUUUACGUUGUAGAUAUUAAUUCGAUAAAUGUUGAAGAUAUGGACUUUCGUGUAGACAUGUUCAUACGUUCACAAUGGAAGGAAUCUCGAUUAAAACUUCCGAACGAUAUAUUUGAAGAAGGUGAUGAUUUUGUGAUACUUCCUCAAGAGUUUUUUGAGAAUUUAUGGCAACCUGAACUGCAAAUUCAAAAUUCAAAAAUCGCAGAAAUUGCGACAUUGACGCACAAAUUUUCAUCCGUUACAUUAUACAAAAACAAAACAGUACGUUAUGCAGCCCGCAUGCAUGCAAUAAUCGCGUGUCAAAUGGAAUUUCAGCUUUAUCCGAUGGAUAUUCAAUCGUGUCCGAUCUAUAUUGAGAGCUUCACAUAUCCAAAUCAAAAAGUCCGAUUGCAGUGGGACGAUGCCGGUGUCGUUUUAAAUCCAGAACUGAAAUUACUGCAGUACAAUUUGGGACAACCGCUCGAAGUAGCCGAAAGCUUUGGAUAUAUGCCCGAGAAACAUGGUAAUUUUUCACGUCUCACAGUAAAUUUUCGCUUCGAACGACAAAUUGGCCAUCAUUUAAUUCAAACCUUUGCUCCAUCAACUUUGGUCGUCAUGUUGUCUUGGUUUUCAUUUUGGUUAGGUUUAGACGCGAUUCCAGGACGUGUGACUCUUUUGGUGACAUGCAUGUUAACAUUGGUUACAAUGUUCACGGGUUUAAGAGCCGAUAUUCCUCCUGUAGCUUACAUAAAGGCACUUGAUUUAUGGAUGGCUGGUUGUAUGAUCUUCGUGUUUGCUGCUCUUGGUGAAUUUGUAGUCGUUAAGGUCCUCGAUGUUCAAUAUCAAUAUCAAAUAAAUCGUGUUCCAAAAGUACUGCCAAUGAGAAUUAGUGCAAUGGAAAAAGGUCAAUGCCCCACCAUGGUGGCUACGUGGGAAAGCGGAAAUGUUCGAUCGCGAAAAGCAACGCCAACUACUGCAACAACCCCUGGACAGCGUUGGGCUGUAACCGUUUCACUUGGUUUUAGCAGCUCAUAA
Contarinia nasturtii (swede midge) is the source of this 2134-nucleotide messenger RNA. Its product is annotated as glycine receptor subunit alpha-2-like. Gene Ontology annotation, molecular function: neurotransmitter receptor activity; chloride channel activity; extracellular ligand-gated monoatomic ion channel activity. The transcript is spliced from 12 exons. The coding region runs from base 938 to 2134 and encodes 398 amino acids. Lineage: Eukaryota; Metazoa; Arthropoda; Insecta; Diptera; Cecidomyiidae. The record is from RefSeq and is a predicted model, not a curated record. Gene Ontology annotation, cellular component: membrane; synapse; neuron projection. Gene Ontology annotation, biological process: chemical synaptic transmission; signal transduction; chloride transmembrane transport.